This is a messenger RNA of Callorhinchus milii (elephant shark), 1690 nucleotides long. It is a transcript of the gene kcnip4a, whose product is annotated as potassium voltage-gated channel interacting protein 4a. The record is from RefSeq and is a predicted model, not a curated record. The transcript is spliced from 8 exons. NCBI's taxonomy places the organism in Eukaryota, Metazoa, Chordata, Chondrichthyes, Chimaeriformes, Callorhinchidae. Gene Ontology annotation, molecular function: potassium channel regulator activity; calcium ion binding. Gene Ontology annotation, biological process: regulation of potassium ion transmembrane transport. The coding region runs from base 171 to 884 and encodes 237 amino acids. Gene Ontology annotation, cellular component: voltage-gated potassium channel complex.
CCUGGCCCGCGCUGGGAUGUGCAGGAUGUGCUCACUCUCUGAACCGCGGCCCCUACACCUAACGUAGUUGGAUGGCCUCACCGACAGCCCGACUGGAACAACCCACAGGAGGCACCUUUCUCUGCCGCACCUAAGAGAGAGAGAGAGGGAGAGGCGAUGACCUGAGCGCCAUGAACUUGGAAGGGCUUGAAAUGAUAGCAGUCUUGGUGGUGAUUGUACUGUUUGUUAAAGUGUUGGAGCAGUUCGGUCUGCUGGAAGCAACUGUUGAAGACAGUGUUGAAGAUGAAAUGGAAAUGGCUACUGUCUGCCAUCGCCCUGAGGGGCUGGAACAGAUGCAGGCACAAACUAAAUUCACAAAGAAGGAGCUUCAGAUCCUGUACAGGGGGUUUAAAAAUGAAUGUCCCAGUGGGAUAGUCAAUGAAGAUACAUUCAAAGACAUUUACGCGCAGUUUUUCCCCAGGGAGGAAGUUACCUAUCUUUCUAUUUCAGAUGCAUCUACAUAUGCUCACUUUCUGUUCAAUGCAUUUGACACAGAUCACAAUGGUUCAGUGAGUUUUGAGGACUUUGUCACAGGUCUUUCUGUUUUACUUCGUGGGACGAUACAAGACAAACUGAAAUGGGCUUUCAAUCUCUAUGACAUUAAUAAGGAUGGAUAUAUAACUAAAGAGGAGAUGCUGGACAUUAUGAAAUCGAUCUAUGACAUGAUGGGAAAAUACACGUAUCCUGUUCUCAGAGAUGAAAUUCCAAGACAGCACGUGGAAAUCUUUUUCCAGAAAAUGGAUAAAAAUAAAGAUGGAGUGGUUACCAUUGAUGAGUUCAUCGAAACCUGCCAAAAAGACGAGAAUAUCAUGAAAUCCAUGCAACUCUUUGAAAACGUCAUUUAACAACAGCAGCGAUCAAGCACUUUAAGGGGCAUCUUCAAACAUUCUGAACAAACAAAUGAAUGGCGACCGUAAACAGUGGAGACACCAGGGCUAUUGUACCUGAGCUCAGCGGGCACGCUGAGUUAUGUAUUAUGCGAGUGAGCUUUGUUCAGUUGUAAAUAUUUCGACUUGUUUAUUUUGAGUUUAUACACACAUCUGCAUCAUGACAUGAAGAACAUUUUAUUCAGAAUCUCUGCGUUAGUUGGUCAUGUAAAAUGCAUGCUUUCUAAGUAAACAUCUGAAAACAAGAAGCCCUCUUGGAAAUAAUAAAAGCUGGCUAAUGUCACCAUGGUGACUUUGCUUUUGAUCAUAUGGGCGAAAAGCAGAUUUCAUAGAUGUGUACAUAUGUGUGUGUGGCUAUGUAGUACGGCCCUCCUGAUUUGCAGUAGACUCUUUGGCAAAUUGAAAUAAGCAGCACUCUAACCAAACAUGAUUCAAUAAUCCAUUUAAGUGAGAUUUUAUUCACAGGGCAAUGUGAAAGGGGACAAACAACAACUGUACAUAUUACAUACUGUCCAUUUGUACAUCACAAUUUCUUAACUAGAAUAACACAGCACCUUUUUUGUUGGCAAGAAAGCAGUCCCACGACUACUUCAGGUAUACAAGUAGAAUCCUAAAGGCACGUACAUGCUGAUCUGCUGUGACUUAUUUAUAAUGCAAGACUCGAGGAGUAGCACAGUCCAUGUACAUCUGAGAUUUACAAUAGUCUUUGUGUAUUAAUAGGUGUACAUUUUGUAAAAAAAAUAAAGAGAAAGUUUAUCAGAGGA